GAUUUGUGUGCCGCGUGUGCCGCGCGGUUCAUCUUGGUUUGAAAUUGAAAUGAUUAUUGCUACAUAUCAACCAUUCUGAAAACUCAGGGCUUUUUGUCUUGAGUUGAGGAAGAGAUGUGAAAUUGAAGUAAGGAUUACUUCUGAUCCAAAUCCUUUGUGCCACUAAAUGAACUUGGUUAGUGUGUGACUUUUCAAAGCAGCAGUUCUUGGUCCUUGUUAACAUUGAACUAGUUUUGCAUCAUAGAGUGCUGAAGGUAUAUGAGAAUAUUACAGACCAGGCAUAAUAAAUAUUGGCUGUAUUUGAAGAUAUUCUGUGUCAUCAUGUACAGAAGAUGGCCACAGCAAUGGAUGGUUUCUCAGAGUAUGGGUCUGGCCUCUCCACCGCCUGUGGUGCCCUACCUGCGGCCGGGCUCGGCGUUCUGCCGACCGCUGCCGCCGCCCGUCAGCGAGAUGGAAAUGAUGAACUACCUGUGGCAGAGCGUGCUCCGUCCCCGGCCGGGCCGUCGGCCGCCGCCUCCCGCCGCCGCCGGCCGCUGGGAGCAGCCGGAGGACUCUGCAGAGUCGGACGCCGGCUCGCGCGCCAGCUCCCCGCCCGGCGGCCGCCGCCAGGGCACCAAGCGCGGCUGCUCGGAACCGCCCAGCCCGCCAGCCGACCAGCGCAGCAAACGCGGCCGGCGCGCGCCCGACGGCGCGUCGCCAGAGGACACUGUAUCGGAACAAAUCAAGAAGAUUUUCGAAUCUUGUCGCCAGGGUGAUGCGGUUUACAAGAACAAGCUGAUUUUGAGAGAUAAAGUGCGGAAGGUAUUGAGGGAUCUGUACAACCGCUGCGAGCUGCACAUCGUCGGCUCGUCGUGCACCGGUUUCGCGUGCGAUACCAGUGACGUGGACAUCUGUCUGUUUCUGACGGAGGCGCGCAUCGACCAGCAGCACGAGGCGACGCGCAUCCUUGGACAGGUGGAGCGCCUGCUGGCUAAAGACCCCGACUACCGUAUGGAGCUGAUCCGUGCCAAGGUGCCCAUCCUGCGGUUCCUCUCUGUCUCCACGGGCAUCCAGGUGGAUCUCAACUGCAACAACCUGGUGGGCAUCCGCAACACCCACCUGCUGCAGUGCUACUCCAGGGUGGACGAGCGCGUCUGUCCGCUGAUCGUCAUAGUGAAGCUGUGGGCGCAGUCGCACGACAUCAAUGACGCGUGCCGGUCCACGCUGAGCUCCUACUCGCUGGUCCUGAUGGUCAUCCACUUCCUGCAGUGCGGUGUGUAUCCGUCGGUUCUGCCGAACCUGCAGCGGAUGUGCCGGGCCAAGUUCCGGCCGGGUCAGCCGAUCCGGGCCAUUCCGAAGGACGACUACGUCACAAACUUUGUGUCGCAGAACUCUGACAGCCUGGGCAGUCUGUUCCUCGGCUUCCUGCGCUACUACGCCUACGAGUUCAACUUCCACUCCCAGGUAGCGUCUGUUCGCACGGGCUCGUGCCUGCUCAAAUAUCAGUGCCGGGCGGUGGCCACCUACAACAACGCGCCCGGAAUGUGGAAAUACGUCUGCGUGGAAGAGCCAUUUGAUCUGACCAACACGGCGCGCGCCGUCCACAAAGCCGAGGCGUUCGACCGAAUAGUGCGCGCGUUCGUGGACAGUCACCGGGCGCUGUCGGACGGCGGCCGGCUCGGCGCGGCGUUCGGGCCGUGCGGACGGCCGCUGUUUGACGACCCCGAGUAGUCGCUGCGCCGAGAGCCGAGAGCCGACAAAUUCCGCGUGGGGCCGCCGCCGAGGCCGGGCCCGGCCGCCAUCAUGUCCACUGUGAUUCCUGUGUACCUGCGCCCCGCCAGUGGAACGGGCCGCCCGUCCGCCCCGGCAGCCCGGUCCGCCGUGACCAAAGACAAAAUAGCUAUCGAGUUGGUGGGACCACAAAUACAGGCCUGCCGCAGCCUGAGCGCUGCCGGCUCGCCGACUAGUUCGUCAGAGUUUUAUUGUCCAUUAUAGUCAAAUAAAUAAGUUUAUGCAGAAACUGA
Messenger RNA from Amphibalanus amphitrite, 2003 nucleotides. Its product is annotated as poly(A) RNA polymerase GLD2-like. Gene Ontology annotation, cellular component: cytosol. Bases 259 to 1710 code for a protein of 483 amino acids. The transcript is spliced from 11 exons. The record is from RefSeq and is a predicted model, not a curated record. Gene Ontology annotation, molecular function: poly(A) RNA polymerase activity. NCBI's taxonomy places the organism in Eukaryota, Metazoa, Arthropoda, Thecostraca, Balanomorpha, Balanidae.